Messenger RNA from Carassius auratus (goldfish), 4477 nucleotides. RefSeq lists its product as uncharacterized. The transcript is spliced from 3 exons. Bases 2212 to 3021 code for a protein of 269 amino acids. The record is from RefSeq and is a predicted model, not a curated record. Lineage: Eukaryota; Metazoa; Chordata; Actinopteri; Cypriniformes; Cyprinidae.
AUUAUCCACCAACAGGUUAAGAGUAUUGCCACACACCUCAGACCAGCACAACUCCUUUGAUGUUUCCCAUAUAGAUUUCCUGUUUUUUAAAAGGAGGUUGUCUGUAAUUUCCAUAAUGGAGAGACUAAGUACAUAAAAUAUAAAUGUGGUGAAUAAACUGUUUGUGCUAUGGGAGAUGGACCAUGGUCCUAGGGUAUUGAUUGGCACAUUGUUGUAUUCUGUUACUUUUCUCUCUCACGCUACUUCAAGCAGCUGUUAUAUUUGGCAGUUUCAUUAGAAUGAAAAAUGUCUUUAUAGGCCGCAUAUUUCCUCUAAUACCAACGUUUGCACCUGCUGCUAUUCAGAAUCGUAUGUAACAGUGAGUCUUUAUUUCCUUUAUUACCAAAUAAUCCAAUACCAGUGUAACAAACGUCUAUGUAGCGCUGGUUAAUCGGCUAAAAGGUUGGUGACAAAAUGCUGCAUCACCUACAUUCAUUAUUCAUGUGAUGAUCUGUCUAUCUUAGAUAAAAAUAAAGAUUACCUGAUGAACCAACAAGUGUACAAGCACAUGCACAUUAUACUUUUUCAUAAAUUUUCUCAUAAUAUGCACAAGAAAAAUGUAUAUAGUAGUUUUCAUAAUGUCUAUGAAAGUACUUAUUUAGACAGACAAAAAUUCAGAACACAAAACCAGUCAAAUUGGCGGACAUUUUAAUGUAUACAACAACCUGUGGAGAAUGUCAUGCCACUUUCAUUUAUUUUAUUUUGUUUUGUUUAUUUUACUUUAUUUUAUUUUUUGCAUGCCAGUUCAUUAUUGUGCUUUAAUCUCACAUAACACACCCUAAAAAAAAAAUUUAUUCAAAGGGUCAGAAAUAGGGUUAAUAUAUAUAUACAGAGAUAGAGAGAGAGUACAUUUUGUAUCUGAAUAAAAAUAAAUAAACUGAGAUUGCUCACUUGAAGCAACAAAGCUUUUGAUGAUCCUUAGAUCCUUCAGUACACGCAAGGAAUAAACUCCCUUAAUGGUGACCACACAGCUCGCAGAGUCCACCCAAUACCCCACCAGAAACUUUAGCCGUCCCAUCUUAGUGCCUCUAGCUCAAGUGUCCAACUUAUGUUUAAUAUGAAUGGAUCUGUACCUUGUUUAUAUCCUCCUGAAAUCCAGCAAUUUAUUACUUUUAAGUUCUGAUACUAUAUCAGAGACAUAAUUUAGCAUCAUAAUUUAGCAAAUACAUGGUAAUACUGUCAUUUUUAUUACUUUAUUGAAAUUUUUUGUAGAGUAAAAAACAAUAAGGUUCUUCUGUAAUAUGUUUCCAGUAUACCAUCAUGUUAAAAUAAAACCAUCACAGAACAUGACACUUACUAUUAAUUUCAAUGUAUUAAGUCUGAUUAAUUGAUGAUGGUUUUAAAUCAGAAACAACUAUUGUUGAAUUUUUAUAGGCCUAUUAUCUUCACAUUUAGAUUGCUAUUUAAAAAAAAGUUUAAAAAAAACCCAAAUGUGGGUUAAAUACAAGUCUAUUUUCCAUCUUUUUUACCACUCAGUUACAAAUAGUACUGUUAAAUAAUGUUCAGUAGUAAUUAAAUAGAAUAUAAUAGCGAACUGUAAUUUAGGAGAUCUUUUAUCCAAGGCGAUUUAGGGUUUACCUGGUUUUUAUGCAAAUGAAACUGUAUAGAAUGUUAUGUAACAUAUGCAUCAUAGGUCUAACUGUGAUAGCCAGCAGAUGCAUGUAGUCUAAUAUGUCUAAUGUUUAUUCAUUAUUAAUGUGUUAGCGUACAGUUACAAGCGCACCGUCGCCAUGGCUGCGUUAGAAACUUACCAUGACUUCUUUCAUACAGAUAAGAAAUAAGCAUCGUCUAUAAUAUGUCCUUAACGCGUUUGUCUCAAAAACAACUGUUUCGCACCAUGGACAAAAUCAACCAACAAAACUCGAUCUUGGCUCUGGAUUUAAUCAACAUAUAAAGUAAGUUUUCGCGUGUGGAGCAACGCGGAGAGGGAUAUGGAGAAGCAGAACAGGCUGGCUGUCAACUAUAAAAGUUAUUAUAUAUAUUUAAAGGUUACUAAACAAGCUUAGUAAUUCAUUUGACGUUUUUAACGCUUUUCUUAAUGACUUACGAUAUUAAGUGUCUUCAUCAAGAACAAAAUGGUGAUAGAACCCUCGUGGGGUUUGAACCAACAUCCUUUCACAUAUCAGCACAGAUAUUUAACCACUGAACUACAACACCGAGACAGCGACUGUGAUGUUUAAGAAAAUCAACGCAGCUUUUCGUCCGAACCAUCUUGGACCUCGCUCACGGGACAGGUUCAGGCCCAAUGAGGACUACCACAGCGCGUGCACUGUGAAACUGGUCCGGAGCACGUCUAUGCUCGUGGUCGGGGAGAGCAGACGCGCGCCGCAGGACACCACGCUGAAGCGAAGCGUGAGCGCCGUGAGCGUCGAGUCCUGCACGGCACUGUAUUACUACCAGAGCCGAGAGGACCGAGUAUGGCUCUAUUCUCAGAACCAGAACUGCUUAGAGUACUUACAGGAACUGGUGGCGCUCAGGCGUCAGUACACCAAGAGCAUCAAUGACCUCAAGAACAGCGAACACAAAGAGACCACGUCCCGCAAGAAGAACCCCGCACCCCGGCCACCGCAGAACAGAGCUGCACAGACUUCAAGGCCUGAACCUUCUGCUCCACCAAUCCCAAAUGAGGAAGACACCCUUCAGUUCUUUGAUGCAGUCAUUGCAAGCUGUGACCCAGAGCCCAGUCGAAAACCACAUAUGGAUAAUGGGCAUGCAGAUGUGGACUUCAUAGUGGCUACUAGUACCAGCGAACAUGACCUUCACUCUAACUGGGUACUUCGGGACCCUCGUCGAAUCUCCAUGACAGAGUCGCAGCCCAAGAAUUCAGAUAUCAGUCACGGACAGGCAGCCCAGCGGAAGGGGGACAUGGGAAGCACAGGUAGCAGGAGACGUCUACAACGAAACCCAAUCCACCUGCCAAAAGUGGUGGAGAGUGCCUUUCAGACUCUGCGCUUCAAACCCAAGCUCAAGAAGAAAGACUAGCUGCUUAAAGGAACACGCCACUUUUUUUGAAAAUAGGCUCAUUUUCCAACUUCCCUAGUGUUAAACAGUUGAGUUUUACCAUUUUUGAAUGCAUUCAGCCAAUCUCUGGGUCUGGUGGUAGAACUUUAGCUGUAGCUUAGCAUAGGUCAUUGAAUCUGAUUAGACCAUCAGCUUCUUGCUUAAAAAUGACCAAAGAGUUUCGAUAUUUAUCCGACGGAAAAUGAAAAGCUGGGAUUUUCUAGGCUGAUAUGGCAAGGAACUAUUACUAUCAUUCAGGCAUAAUAAUCAAGAAGCUUUGCUGUCGUACCAUGGGUGCAGCAGGCGCAGUGAUAUUAUGAAGUGCCUGAAAAUGAGCUAAUGUUGAAAGUUAGCUGGGUACUAUUUUCAGGCACUGCGCAAUAUCGUUGCGCCUGUCUAGAAAAUAACAACUUUUAAUUUUCCAUUGGUCAAAGUACACAAUGUAGCUAUAGAAGAGUCAAGUUUUAAAUAGUAUUUAAAAUAUUGAAACUCUUUGGUCAUUUUUAAGCGAGAUGCUGACGGUCUAAACAGAUUCAAUGAUGUACACUAAGCUACAGCUAAAGUGCUACUGCCAGGCCCAGAGAUCGGCUGAAAUGAAAAUGGUAAAACAACUGUAUAACUUUAGGGGAGAUGGAAAAGUAGCCUAUUUUCAAAAGUAGUGGAGUGUUCCUUAAAGCAAUGCUGACCUGUUUCCACUGUUUGUGCCCAGAUGACUAAAAGUUCACAGGAAUAGUCUGAAUCACCACAGAGGAUGCGAGCUCUGUGACGUAAUGUCAAUGCUUACUCACUGCCCAAGCUUCAUAAAUUAUCCACAGCAGAUCAGAUCCUUUUUGUCAGCAGCUUUCAAUAACAAACGUUUCAGGCAAUUAACAGAGCAUAACCACUGAACAAUCAUCCUGUGCACUGAUUCCAGCAACAAGAAUUUCCUAAUCACAAUAAUGCAGGUUCGAGAAUCACCUGUCUGGUUAACAGUUAGAUAUUCAGAAAGGGUUCAGACAUACGAGUGAUGCAAAACACAUCAGGGCCAAGGGGCUAGCUAUCAACUGCCUAGUUAUGAUAGGUGAGUUUUAAUUAACCAAAUGCAAAACUAACACUUGUAUUUUCCAUUUGUUAAGUGUAAUACAGUAAAACUUUAGGGGAUCCUUACUAUAGCAUUUCAUUAUAUGACAUCCCUCAAACUGGUACUAGGUGCCUUAGUGUGUAGAUUGUACAAUCUUUUUUUAUUAAUGUUUAUGAUGAUUUGUGAUUAUCUGUUAGUACACCAGAAUGCAAGAAAAGAGUGCUCAACUGUGUUAACUACUUCAGCUACUGUUCAAGUGGUGUAUUUCUAGUCAGUUGUUUUUUAAGCAUUAAAGCCUAUAAAGAGGAACUACAUGCAUGUGUUAGAAUCCAUAGCUAAAAAGGGCUGGUUUCUUUUUUUGAAAAAAAGGAAGCAGGA